UACCUUAAAGCCUUCAGAAUUGUCUUUAUAAGUGCACUCUGCACUCACUUCAUUCCUCACUCAAUUCCUAAACUAGAAAACAUCAAUCAUAGUUCAUACCAAAAACCUAUAUGCAUGGAUCAGAUCCGUCUUCUUUGCCUGUUCUCAAUCUUCUAUGUGGCAUCAGUAGUGGUGGGAAUUGGGUAUGCGAAUGGGGCCGAUGAUGGCAAGUUCCGGAUGUCUUACUGGAAUACAGCUUUCCCAAAAUCUCCAUUGCCUUCCAAAGCUGUACAACAACUUCUAAACCUUGCAGGUGAAACAAGUAACACGGGGUUUGGAAAGCAAGCUCUAAAUCUUGCACCAGAAAUACCAAUAAAUAGUUAUGGAUCCUCUAAAGAAGAAACUCCAGCGGAGCCAGAUUUAACUACAUUCUUCCAAGGACAAGAUCUUCAACAAAAGGGAAAAACAGUGACACUGCGACUCUUGAAACCCACAAGUAACAAGGCAACUCUUUUGUCUCGCCAAGUUGCAAAGUCCAUUCCAUUUUCAAGCAGCAAACUCCCAGAAAUCCUAACCUACUUUGGAGUGAAACCCAACUCACUGGCUGCAGGUCUAAUGAAACAAACAAUCGAAGAGUGUGAGGCACCGGCCAUUAAACGUGAAGGCAAGUAUUGCCUGACAUCGCUGGAAUCCUUGAUCGAUUUCACGGUUUCAAAUCUCGGCAAGGACGUCGGAGUUUAUACAACUGAGGCCGAAACCGAUAAGAAACAAGAGUAUAGCAUUGAGACUACUGGAGUCCAAAGUAUUGGAGACAAGAUUAUUGUGUGCCAUAAGGAGAACUAUGUUUAUGGUGUGUUUUACUGCCACAUAUUCUAUGACAGAACAACAAAGGCUUACAUGGUUCCGUUGGUGAGUGCAGAUGGAGCUACCAAAGCCAAAGCAGUAGCUGUUUGCCAUAUGGAUACCGCUAGCUGGAACCCUAAGAAUGUGGCCUUUCGAGUCCUCAACAAGAAGCCGGGAAAUACAGUCCAUGUCUGUCAUUUUCUAGGCACUACUAGUCUUUUGUGGGUUCCGAUGUAAUGCAGGCCAAUCCAUAGAACUCACCAUGUAUUUAUACUUUAGGUAGGCCAUCAAAAUAAGUUAGGACUUCUAUCUAUCAACCUAUAUGGGAUAUGUGCAUUUACCGUUUGGGCUAUAAAAAUAAGUUAGGACUUAGGACUUGUAUCUAUCAACCAAAGUCCGGAAUUGUGAAAAAUGUAUUGACCCUUUUGUUGUUAUGAAGUUUCUCGUUUUGUGAUUU
Fragaria vesca subsp. vesca is the source of this 1279-nucleotide messenger RNA. Its product is annotated as BURP domain-containing protein 3-like. The record is from RefSeq and is a predicted model, not a curated record. Bases 115 to 1059 code for a protein of 314 amino acids. The transcript has 3 exons. Lineage: Eukaryota; Viridiplantae; Streptophyta; Magnoliopsida; Rosales; Rosaceae.